AGCACUGUCACCGGGCCAGCAGGAUGGACCGUUUGACUGGGCCAAAGGGCAGGGGGCCGGUACGCUGGGCGUGGUGGAGAGGAACGUGGGUGCUGUCCCCGGGGCAGGGCUGAGCCCAGCACCCAGCACGGCGUGGGGCAGAGUGUGGGUGGGGCUCAGGGGGCAUUGGCUGAGCUGUGCUGACCUGAAUGAGCUAGCCGUCUGGGCUCCUGACCCCACCCCGCACCCGACCCAGCCACGUCCUCCUGUCCGGGCAGGAAGGGGUGCCUUCCCGGGGACCGCUCUGUGAGCAGUGAUAAAAUAUUUAUCAGAAACAGCGGCAGCUGGGCUUCCCUGCACAGGGUAUGGCCAGGGGCAGCUCCCACCCCUACACCAGCAGCCUCCCUGAGUCUUGCUGAGUCACGGGGGAGCCCAGUGAGCCACCUGCCCGCGCCCUCGCUGGCCCCUCUGCCCUUUGGCCAUGUGGGUGCCUCAUAAUGGGUAAGCCAUUCAGCUGCCCACAGGACCAGGGCAUCGGGUGCGGUUAGUGCAGAGGGUUCCAGAGCCUCCCCAGCGGCCAAGGUCACAGGCAGAGGAGGCCAGUGGGCCGGGAUCCCCCCUGCACUCACCCCUGCAGGGUCCCUUCUCCUUAGUCCUCACGGCAGCCAGCAAGGUUGAAGUUCAUGAGUUCGCCCAGCCUCAGUGACCUGGGCAAGAGAGAGCCGGCCGCCGCCGCCGCGGACGAGCGGGGCACGCAGCAGCGCCGGGCCUGCGCCAACGCCACCUGGAACAGCAUCCACAACGGGGUCAUUGCUGUCUUCCAGCGCAAGGGGCUGCCCGACCAGGAGCUUUUCAGCCUCAACGAAGGCGUCCGGCAGCUGCUGAAGACGGAGCUGGGGUCCUUCUUCACGGAGUAUCUGCAGAACCAGCUGCUGACGAAAGGCAUGGUGAUCCUGAGGGACAAGAUCCGCUUCUAUGAGGGACAGAAACUGUUGGACUCGCUGGCGGAGACGUGGGACUUUUUCUUCAGUGACGUGCUGCCUACACUGCAGGCCAUCUUCUACCCGGUGCAGGGCAAGGAGCCGUCCGUGCGCCAGCUGGCCCUGCUGCACUUCCGGAACACCAUCACCCUUAGCGUGAAGCUGGAGGGGGCGCUGGCCCGCACCCACGCCCGCGUGCCCCCCGCCAUCGUGCAGAUGCUGCUGGUGCUGCAGGGGGUGCACGAGUCCCGGGGUGUGACCAAGGACUACCUGUGUCUGGAGACGCUGAUCCAGAAGGUGGUGUCGCCCUACCUGGGCACCUACGGCCUCCACUCCAGCGAGGGCCCCUUCACACACUCCUGCAUGCUGGGGAAGGCAGACCGACGACUAAACAGUCCCCAGAGGAGUCCCCAAGGUGACCCAUACCGAAGUGAUAAGAGGCCUGUGGGUGGAAAGCCCAGGCCAGACUGGAGGGUGAUGGCUGAGCUGAAGGACCAGGAGGAGCCAGGCCUGGGAAGAGGUGCACGUAGAGCGUCCUGGACGGAGGGGGCAGAGGCACGAGGGCCACAGGGAGGAGAACUUGGACCCUGCCCGGCUAGGAAGGAGCCUCCGGCUCCCGCCCCGGAAAGGCGGCUGAGCCGCUCACCGUGCGCAGUGCUGCCACCUAGGGUUCACUCCGCGGAACUGCAGGGCCCCGAGUGGGAGCCUGAGCUCUGCCCACCUCCCCCUUCCCACCCCCGCUGUCCUCUCCUGCCCCCCGCCCGGGGCGCCCACCACACUCGGAAUAAAACCUCAGCCACGACCUCACGUGGAAAGGCCUUUUGUCAUCCUGCCUCUGUCCUGGCAUUUCACCAUUUCACCACUUCCUGACCUAUGGCCCACCCACGUGGGCUUGUCACCCCUCCCCCCCCACCACACACACACACACACACACACACACACACACACACACACACACACAGGGACUCCUCCAGGCAGGAGCUGAGUCUGCGCUGGAAAGUGCUGGCUAAGAUUUUUGACUGCACAGGUGGGGAAACUGAGGCAUGUGUACCUUUGAACCAAGCAGUUGACUUGAGCACCCCCCACCCCCCGCUCCCUCCACCCACCCCUGCCCAGCUCCUGCCCAUCCAGGGUGAGGCUGGGACUCAGGAGGGAAAGGAAGGCGUCUCAUCGGGGCAGACGCAGUGUCGGAGCUGGGGUGGGAAUCCGUGUACCCCUCCCUCACUUGCCAGGCUGCCCCCGCAGAGGGGUGAGGUGGGGCUGGGCCAGGGAUCUGCACUCACUGGGCUU
This is a messenger RNA of Felis catus (domestic cat), 2249 nucleotides long. It is a transcript of the gene PRR5, whose product is annotated as proline rich 5. Bases 663 to 1829 code for a protein of 388 amino acids. The record is from RefSeq and is a predicted model, not a curated record. Lineage: Eukaryota; Metazoa; Chordata; Mammalia; Carnivora; Felidae. Gene Ontology annotation, cellular component: TORC2 complex. The transcript has 9 exons. Gene Ontology annotation, biological process: TORC2 signaling.